Lacerta agilis (Sand lizard) is the source of this 1633-nucleotide messenger RNA. It is a transcript of the gene SARNP, whose product is annotated as SAP domain containing ribonucleoprotein. The record is from RefSeq and is a predicted model, not a curated record. Bases 61 to 693 code for a protein of 210 amino acids. The transcript is spliced from 11 exons. Gene Ontology annotation, biological process: poly(A)+ mRNA export from nucleus. Gene Ontology annotation, cellular component: nucleus. NCBI's taxonomy places the organism in Eukaryota, Metazoa, Chordata, Lepidosauria, Squamata, Lacertidae.
GUUUGCCGCCGGGGCGCGCGGGGGAGGAGGCCGCGGAGGGAGGGCAAAAGCGAAGGGAAGAUGGCGGCGGAAACAGUGGAGCUGCACAAGUUGAAGCUAGCUGAGCUGAAGCAGGAAUGUUUAGCCCGAGGCCUGGAGGCAAAAGGAAACAAACAGGAUCUCAUCAAUAGACUCCAGACCUACCUUGAGCAGCAUGCUGAGGAGGAGGCAAAUGAAGAGGAUGUCUUAGGAGAAGAAACAGAGGAGGAAGAACAGAAGCCCACAGAUGCUCCUAUCAAAGAGGAAGUAGCUAUUGAGAAAUCAACUGAAGUAGGUGCAGAGAAGAAGGUGGUGAAAAUUGCCCCAGAAAUUCCACAAACGGAGAGAAUGCAGAAACGGGCAGAGAGAUUCAAUGUACCUGUGAGUUUGGAGAGUAAGAAGGCUGCACGAGCAGCUCGAUUUGGUAUGCCUGCAGCUCCAACUAAAGGUCUUGUGACAGAAAGUAAGACUACAGUAAAUAUAGACAAAUUAAAGGAAAGGGCUCAGAGAUUUGGCUUGAAUGUCUCCACAGCCUCCAAAAAGACGGAAGAUGAUGAAAAGCUCAAAAAAAGAAAGGAGCGGUUUGGUAUUGUAACAAGUUCGGCUGGGGCAGCAACCACAGAAGAUGCAGAGGCAAAGAAGAGAAAAAGAGCAGAACGUUUUGGCAUCGUCUGAUGAUCCUUCCUCUUACUUAGCCUUUACUUGUUUGGGAUGUAUCUUUUAUACAUUCUUGUUCUUCAUCCCUAAUGAGGAAUAUAGUUUUCUCCCCCACACAAAUCUUGGCUUUGUAUUUUAAAACGAGCUCUUCAUUUGGGCUUUCCCCUCUCCCCUCCCUGCCAGACUUGUAAAAGAAACAAAUUUCAGAGCCUAGAAUAAAAGUGUUCUGUUUGUGUAUGUAACAAUUUGAAUUCUCUGGCAAAUUCUCUCGUUAGCCACUUGUAACCAGACUAUGCCUCCAACUUGCUUCCUCUCUGUACAGAUGAAAGCAGCUGCACAAAAUAAAGGGAUUUGCAAAAUAUGAGGAAUAUUAAUAUUUUUGUCACAUUGAACUCCAGUUGAAGUAGUACGUAAAUCCAGAGCUGUCUGAAUCUUCCUUGUAAUUUUACAAAGCUGUUCAUUGUCUCUUUAUUUCAAUUCUCACAUUGCCCGUGGCUCAGAAAUAGUCUUCCUCUUCUAUGUCUACUGUUUAGUAAAAUAACUCAAAAAGUUCAAAUGUCUCACCUGACUGACCCCAAUCUGAAACUGUUUUUAUACUUAAAAGUAUUUCUCUCCUGGGGUUCUGCUAAAAGUUCUCUAACAUUAGGUCUUAUGAAGUCAUAUGAUGUCAGCCAUACAUCUAUAUGGGUCAUAUAUUAUUGUCAGCUGAAGCAUUAGCCUUUUUUAAAUGCCUUGUGCAGCUAUUAUGUAUUCUAAAUGAAAGUAGCAUCAAAAAGCUCUAAGAUUAUAGCUGUGGAAAGAAUUGUUGUAAAAUGUAACGUUCAAGUUCAGUGUUUUUACACUACUUUCAUUUCCCAGGUGGAUUUUCAAAUUGCACUGUUCUUUGUUUCUCUUUUGAGUCAAAUGCUUCUAGUUGCAAUUUAAUAAAGAUAACAAAUUGGAUAAAGCCUCUGUCCUA